Messenger RNA from Pieris macdunnoughi, 213 nucleotides. The record is from the annotation of a GenBank genome assembly. Lineage: Eukaryota; Metazoa; Arthropoda; Insecta; Lepidoptera; Pieridae.
AUGGAAAACGCUGUGGGAAUGUUUGCGUCCAUUGUGUAUACGCAAAUCUACAAGGCGACGCUCGGUACGCAGUAUAGUAACGCAAUAUUCUACUUUACUAUGGGCACACAGGCAGUUGUCUUCUUCUUGUCAUUAACCAUGGAGAUUUUAUUAAAAGGACAAACUUUGAAAAGCCAAGUGGAUCAAGAUGAUACCAUUACUGAAAUCAUUUAA